This is a messenger RNA of Penaeus chinensis, 1077 nucleotides long. Its product is annotated as involucrin-like. NCBI's taxonomy places the organism in Eukaryota, Metazoa, Arthropoda, Malacostraca, Decapoda, Penaeidae. The transcript has 7 exons. The record is from RefSeq and is a predicted model, not a curated record. The coding region runs from base 1 to 1077 and encodes 358 amino acids.
AUGGAGCUGGAAACGGAGGGUGAGCUCGAGCUGGAGCAGGAAGCGGAGGAGGAGGUUGAGAUGGAGCUGGAAACGGAGGGUGAGCUCGAGCUGGAGCAGGAAGCGGAGGAGGAGGUUGAGAUGGAGCUGGAAACGGAGGGUGAGCUCGAGCUGGAGCAGGAAGCGGAGGAGGAAGGGGAUAUGGAGUUGAAAGUGGAGUUGGAAUUUCAAACUCGAGGAGAAGGUGGAGCUGGAGCUGGAGAUAGAGAGAAGGUGGAGCUGGAGCUGGAGAUAGAGUUGGAAACGGAGGAGGACCUUGAGCUGGAGACGGAGUUGGAAGUGGAGGUCUGGACUGAGGUGGAGGCAGUGGUUGUAUUGCUAAUGUUGGAGGUGAUAAUGGAGGUGGAAGUGAUCGUAGAGGUGGCGGUGGAAAAAGAACUGUCAAAGAAAUGCAUCAUAAAAGUACCUCAUAAAGUUCAAGUUCAUCCGAAGUGCAUGUCAGCCCAAGAGGUCAAAGUUCAGCAAGAAUUUAUGACUGACAAAAGCCUUCUCUCAAGACAAUUGAAGGCCAAGGAUGGACAAAUAAGCAAGCAGGUUAACGAAGAGUUUAAUUUUGGAAUUUCUGCUUUCCUGUUCGCGGGGGAGGCGAAGUCACCCGGGAAACGCAGAGACUCUCGAGGGCUCUUGCAGGAUGCUACAGUGACGUCGACGACCGACGCUCGCGGGGGCGAACUUGUCACCAAUAAUUACUCUCCCCGUUCCAGGACAAAGGCCCGGAUUAAGUCCAAUCAGCAAAAACCUAAAAGGAUCGGAGGCAAGCAAGCAUCUUCAGCGGCCAUGACAUGCCAGUGCGUGGCCCAUUGCCAUAGUAACAUGCGUGCAGGAAAUCAAUACAACCGCGGUUCUUCAUGCAAACGUCACGCUUUCUUUGUUGACGAAGUGUUAUCUCUCUUGCCCAUAGCCUCCCAUUGUUUAGACCCAUAUCCUACAUCCUUUACAUGCCACACGACACACACCGCCUCGCAGGUAACACUCAGCCGUAUGCGACCAUCAGUUCACACUCCCUUUGUACGUCCAGGACUAACUAACUACCUGUGA